AUGGGAGGAGCUUGCGGUGAUGCGGUAGUCCAUCCCACAUUUAUCCGACACAUCAGGUUGCAGCAGUUGCCGGUGCUGCGACUGCUUCUGCUGUUGCUGUUGCUUGCUCGUUCCGCACAAGGCUAUUCAUAUUCGUGUGAUUGUCAUCUCCCAGUGAUGUUAUGCGUUGCGUUACUCAUCGAUAGAUUUCCUUCACCGAUAGGGUAUAUUCCGUGUUCGGCAACGAUACUUUCAAGUUUCAUCGAAUCAGUUGUAACGGAUACUGCACGAAUCGUUCCUAUAGGCAAUCACAUUUCCGUAUUUAUCCCUGCGACAGAAGACGAACGGAAGGUGAAAUUUAUGGAUGCUGCAAUGCAAACAUCGCCUGUAACGCAACUCAACAUGUCAAUAAUAGCUCGUCAAUUGCGUGAUAUGGCUGACAGGUUCGAGUACCACUACAGUGAGGAAGAACGACGCUCUGCAUGCACACCUGCACCAUCAUCGCCGCAGUCGCAGCUGCGAAGUUUGUCAUUUUCAACUUUCGUCCAAUUCAUUACAAAAAAUUUCAUCAAUGUUUUACUGGAACGAAUAUUUGAACGAUUCUAUUUGAGGAAAAAGUGA
Molecule: messenger RNA, 600 nt
Organism: Brugia malayi
Lineage: Eukaryota; Metazoa; Nematoda; Chromadorea; Rhabditida; Onchocercidae
Exons: 4
Coding region: 1-600 (199 amino acids)
Source: RefSeq, a predicted model, not a curated record